Messenger RNA from Esox lucius (northern pike), 4580 nucleotides. Its product is annotated as CTTNBP2 N-terminal-like protein. NCBI's taxonomy places the organism in Eukaryota, Metazoa, Chordata, Actinopteri, Esociformes, Esocidae. The coding region runs from base 154 to 1977 and encodes 607 amino acids. The record is from RefSeq and is a predicted model, not a curated record. The transcript is spliced from 5 exons.
CACACAUAGGCUGUCUCUCUUGUCAAGAUACUUGUAUUAUUCGACACAGGGAUUAUCGCUUGGGCACUCCGGGACUUCUAUUUUUUUUUAUUAUUUCAUCGUUAAAUGUUUUUACGUUGUUGUUAGAAAAUUGUUGAACCUCUAACUUAACGUAUGAAGGGGCUGAUGAUGAAUGUGGAGACUCUGAGCAGGCCUGAGCUCCUGACGCUCCUCAGCAUUCUGGAAGGAGAGCUGGAGGCCCAGGACACAGUCAUACACACCCUGAGAGCCCACCACCGGGACUCGUUCCUCCAGGAGCGCUAUGGCCAGUAUGACCUCAGCGACCCCUUCCUGGCCCUGCAGAGAGACAGCCAAGCCAUGGAUGACUGGUCCCCCUCGAACCACUCUGACACACAAUCACACCCCCGGGGCAGUGCCGUGGGGCCUAACCCUUUAGCCGUUUUAAAGCUGGUCAUGGCCCACUGUAAGAGGAUGCAGGAGAGGAUGAUGGGCCAGCUGGCCGCCGCAGAGAGCAGACACAGGAGGGUGAUUGCAGAUAUGGAGCAGGAGAAGCGGCUGCACAUGCUGGAGUCGGCGCAGAAUAGUGAUGUCACCUUCGUGCUGGAGAAGGAGAGGGAGAAACUUCUGCAGCAGCUGGAGGCGGAACGUGCAACAGUUCAGAGGCUGCAGAAGGAACAGGAAAGAGCGGUAGGCAAGGCAGAGGAGUCUCUCUCCCAACAGCAGCAGCUGUCGUCCGCCUUAACACUGGAACUCCAGAGAACCACAAGCCAGGCUUUGGAGGAAACUCAGAGAGCUAGCCAACUCUGCCUGCGGCUCCAGGAGGAGAGCAGCACCGCAGAGAGCCUGAGGGAUGCCCUGGAGGCAGAAAAGGGCAGAGCGGCACGGCUGGAGGCCAGAGCAGAGGGCCUGCUGGCUGAGUUCGACACAGAGAGGGAACAGUUUAAAGCCAGGAUCAGACGGGAGGAAGAAAGGAGCAGGGAGCUGGAGAGGGAGGUGGAGGAGCUGAGGAGAAGGUUGGAGGGCGGAGGAGAAGAAGGAACGGUGGAGGAGGAGCAGGAAAAGGAUUCAAAACAGCUGGAAGAGUCCCCUCAUUCAAAGACUGCCAAGGUUUCCACCGGGAUCCAGACAGACCAUGAUGGGAAGGCAAGCAUUGCCCUAAAGGUGACCCCUGUGUCAAAGGUCAAUGGGCACCACCCUAUUCUUCUCCGGGAUUCUGACCCCCCACAGGAGGAAGGGGAUGUGGAAAGCGUUGGGGCAGAGAAUGGCCCCGGGGUGAGUCUUCCCUCCCCUCUCCACACUCACCUUCCCCAACAGCACCCCCACCAUCCCCAUAACCUCUCCCCCUCCAGCACGGCCUCAUCCUCCCUCUCCUCUUCCCCAAUCUCCUCACCCACGCUGACGAAGCGCCUGGUCAGCCCCGGUGGCUUCAUCGCGUCGUCCUACCAGGCCGGGGUCAACCAACGCUUCCACGCCGCCAGGCACAGGUUCCAGGCUCAGGCCGAGCAGGAGCAGCUCCAGCAGGCUAGCACGGCUCCGCUCUCCCCCCGGGAACUUUCCCCGGCCACCACCCCCGUCCCUCCACCACCGGAGAACAGCGCGGCCAAGCAGCUGGCCCGGAACACCGUCACCCAGGUCCUGUCCCGCUUCACCAGCCAGCAAGCAGGAGCAAAGCUCCCUCCGCCUAACAGCUCGCCAUUUGGCACUGACUACCGGAGCCUCGCGUCAUCCCCUUCGGGGGGGAAAAUGUCCCCUGGAGGACCCCUGUCCCCAGGUAUACGCUCGCCUCUCACCCCGCGUUCUGAGAAAUGCCACCUGCCCCCUGUUGCUAGAAAGCCUGGUAUGAGCCCUACUCCAGGAUCCCCGGGCACUACAGCCAGGGCCAGCCUCUUCCCAGAACUGACAGGAGGCUGCGGACUCAGCAGCAAUGGUCAGGAGGAGGCUAAGGAACCAGACCUCAUCCUUUCUUCUGGUAGCUAAUGGAUAAGGGCUACUGCAGCUAGAAGCUGCCAUCGGCUAUACGCUCCCCAAAUUAAAAACAAUCCUUAGGAUCAGUACCUGAGAGCAGCUUUGUCAUAUUCUCCAAGAAGCCAAGUGUCUUCUCCAGCAGCUAACCGCUAUGGGUCUCGUUCAGGAUACAGUAGUUGAUACUCUAAUCGACAAUAAUGUUAAGGCAAUGUUAACGGGUAGUCCUGCUUGAGAUUUUGGGUCGAUAGGACAUGACCUUUAAAUUGCAAGGGCAUUACAAAGUGGAUCUGUGAUCCUCCAGCAGGCAGAAACUGUUGCAAAUGUCUCCCACUACAUAUAAACAUUCUACAGGCCCUAUUUUAAACAGAUAAAUGAGCAACUUUAGAACAAAUUGAAGCUUAAGCACUACCUAGCAAAACAUAUGAAACACUGUCUAGCUUAAUUAUAUAGCACAUUUUAUCAGAUUUAUAAGAAUACUUUUAUUUAGAAUUUCUGUAUUUUUUUUAUUUUUUUUAUUUGUCUUUUCAUGCCUUGUUUUUCACAGCUAAUAUUUAAAAGGGAUCAUAAUAAUUAUGCUUUUAGUAUUUCUGUACGGACAUCAAUGGAGAGAAGAAAUACGAGUCCUCAGCUCCAAAUACUAGUCCUCAGCUCCGUCCACAUCCACUGCAGUCUGGUCCAAUGAAAUUAAACAAAGACUUAAUGGAGAUGGAAGUUUUUGUAUGGCAAUAACCAUGGAAUUUGUUGAUUGGUAUGUGUAUUGACAGCACUAUUUUUUAUUUUUACUGUAGCUUACCACUAUAUCUCGCAAUACCUGCACAAAGUUAUGACAUUUUUUAUACUGAUUUUCUUUUUCUCAUAACAUUUUUAUGUAUUUUAGAUUUGUUGACAUUGAGACCAUAGCACAACGACAAAGCACAAUGUUGUAAAUAAUAUUUAGGCUUCAUUCAAACCCUUCAUAGCAGUGUUUACGCAGAAUAUUCAUCCUGUACCCACACGCAUCUAUUUUUGAAAUUGUAGCUGAGUUUUUUUUUACAGUACCCAAAGGCUGAAUUAAUUAGAUAAAAGGAUCAAGACAUACUGCGUGGAUACUGCAAUGCGGGUUUGAUUAACGUGAGCCAUUAAUCAGACAAAAGUCAUUUUAAUUUCUGCAUGACACCCCUUUAUGUCUACAAUGCUGUGUGUCACAUAGACUAGUAAAUACACUGGAGGUUUUGACAGGGACGGGGAAGCCAUUUCUAAGAAAUACCUGACACUACAGUGGAAAAAUAAGGUGGCACCUACAGGGUCCUCCACAAUGAGUUGCCAUCUUGGGUGAAGAUGAGUUAAAAAAGUUGUGAAAUACUGCAUUGUUGUUUAUCAGCAUGAUCUUAGAAACAUCUAAUCUAUGAGGUGAAAUUGUUUAAUGGAAAAACUAAUUCUUAAUGAGGAAAUAAAUAUUCUGAAAAAUGUGUCCUAAUUAUUGGCACCACUGAAUUACAUAUUUUCUGCACCCUUCCCUAGCCAACAGCAUUGAGUCUUCUAUUAUUUUUGAUUAAGGAAAACACAAGGAUCAUUCAUCCAUACAGAAUCUCUCCAUACUCCUUGGUCCUCCCCUUCAACUCACCCAACAGGAUUUUAAAAAGUUUUUAGGUCAGGGAACUAUGAUGGACCUUUCAAAAGCUUGAUUCUGUGGUUGGUGAACCAUUUAUCUUUGGCUCUGGAGGAAGGCGUUUGAUUAUUGUCCUUUUGCCAGAUACAACGACAACCAAGUUUUAGCAGUUAUAGUCUCCUAGCAGAGGUUGCCAGAUUGUGGUCAAACAUCCCCUGAUACUUAGCAGAGUCCCCAAAACCAUGUUAACUAACAAGGUUUAACAUGGAAGGAAUACAGCCCCACAAUAGCACAUACAGUGGAUAUAAAACAUCUACUCACCCCUGUUAAAAUGGCAGGUUUUUGUGAUGUAAAAGAAUGAGAAAAGAUAAAUUAUGUCAGAUAUCUUUGAGGGGGAAAAAUAAAAAAGUCACAAUAACCUUGCUCUCAUAUUUGCCCUCUUUGGUCUUUUCCAUAUUUUAAAUGACUAGUAAAGUUUGAAAUGUAUUUCACCUUAUACUUAACCCUAACCCAAGGCCCUAUACUUAUACUCUAUGUCAUGGACGACCAAUCACCCAGAUGAACUUUGGGGGGGAAAGAUAUGGGAAGAAACUUCGAUGGAUUUUUAAUGGUGUCAAACAUGACAAACGUUUUUUUGAUUUGUAUUUUCUUUGAACAAUUCUACCUCAAUAAAAGGUUCAAUUUCACAUACCUUGAGUUCAAGAUCGAGCUGAUAAACAAUAUUUCUUCAUAGACAUUUUCCUCAUCUUCCCCUAGGAUGCCAACACUUCUGGAUAACAGUGUAAAUACCAGUACAAACAACUUUUUAUUCAGGUAUGACUAUAUUUUAUCCACAAGUAACCAAACUCAGAAGCUGUGCUUUCGGAUAUUAUUUGCAUCCAGUUAACCGUCCGUCCUUGCAGGCCUUGUCCAGUCUGUAAUGAAUGGGAAAAGUCUUCAGAAAUCCUCCCAGUCAAAACUCUGUUGAUAUAAUGGAAACAAGGACUAAAAUUACAAAAACACCUGAAAUAAAAAAUACCAAAUAAUA